Molecule: messenger RNA, 1971 nt
Organism: Pediculus humanus corporis (human body louse)
Lineage: Eukaryota; Metazoa; Arthropoda; Insecta; Psocodea; Pediculidae
Exons: 13
Coding region: 1-1971 (656 amino acids)
Biological process (GO): protein localization to membrane
Cellular component (GO): membrane
Source: RefSeq, a predicted model, not a curated record
AUGAAUUUAUCAGCGCUUUUCUUGUUGGUUUUUUUAAACGGUGGUUUUGGUUUUUAUUUGCCGGGGUUAGCUCCUGUAAAUUAUUGUGUCGAAGAAGAGUACCAAACUCACGGAUGUAAGUCUGAUAUACCAUUAUAUGUAAACAGGCUGAACACUGAGCAAAUCGUCCUUCCCUUUGAGUAUAAACACUUUGAUUUUUGUCUACCGAAUGAUGAUAGUAAAGCACCAGUUGAAAACCUUGGGCAAGUUGUUUUCGGAGAAAGAAUUCAACCUUCACCCUAUAAAAUAAAAUUUUUAAAAGAAGAAAAAUGUGUUCCUGUUUGUACAAAAACUUAUACAGCAGGAGUCAAAGAAGACAUAGAAAAACUUUUAUUCAUUAAAAAAGGAAUAAGUUUAAAUUAUCAACAUCAUUGGAUAGUUGACAACAUGCCUGUAACUUGGUGCCACAUGUUAGAGGGAGGUAAACAAUAUUGUAAUACAGGGUUCCCAAUGGGCUGCUUUGUUGGGAAGGGAUCAAGGGAAUGUAGUAUCGAUAAAUCCUACAGAGAACCAGAUACUUAUUACAUUACCAACCAUGUUGACUUGGUUAUUAGUUAUCACAGUGGAGAAAAAGAAGAAUGGGGUUCUUCAUUUAAAAGCAAGGGAGGUCGUAUCAUUUCUGUCAAAGUUACACCUCGAAGCAUACGUCAUAAGGACCCAAGACAUCCAGAUUGUUCUCUUUCAGCAGAACCCCUUUCAUUUAAAUUAAACACUCCAGAAAAAGGAACAAAUUUUAGUAUUACAUAUACUUACAAUGUUACAUUUCUGGAAAAUGAUAAAGUUAAAUGGUCAUCAAGAUGGGAUUACAUUCUGGAAUCAAUGCCCCACACGAAUAUUCAGUGGUUUAGUAUUUUAAAUUCAAUGGUUAUUGUAUUGUUUCUCUCCGGAAUGGUCGCCAUGAUUAUGUUACGAACACUUCAUAAAGAUAUUUCUAGAUAUAAUCAAAUCGAUUCAGGAGAGGAUGCACAAGAGGAAUUUGGUUGGAAAUUGGUUCACGGAGAUGUUUUUAGACCCCCGAGAAAAGGAAUGCUUUUAUCCGUAUUUUUAGGUUCUGGAACUCAAGUUUUUUGUAUGACACUAGUAACAUUGGCUUUCGCCUGCCUUGGAUUUCUCUCACCUGCAAAUAGAGGAGCGUUAAUGACUUGUGCACUUGUUCUCUAUGUUUGUUUGGGGACACCAGCCGGAUACGUAUCGUCGAGAAUCUACAAAAGCUUUGGUGGUGAUAAGUGGAAAUCUAACGUAUUACUUACUUCGAUGCUUGCUCCCGGAAUAGUUUUUGUUUUAUUUUUUGUCAUGGAUUUAGUUCUUUGGGGUGAAGGAAGUUCGGCUGCAGUGCCUUUUUCAACUUUAGUUGCUCUUUUAGCACUUUGGCUUUGCGUAUCAGUUCCCCUCACCUUUGUGGGAGCGUAUUUCGGUUUUACCAAAAGGCCCAUCGAACAUCCAGUUCGAACCAAUCAGAUUCCUAGACAGAUACCUGAUCAAAGUAUUUACACUCAACCAUUGCCGGGAGUCGUGAUGGGAGGUGUUUUACCCUUUGGUUGUAUAUUUAUUCAACUAUUUUUUAUUUUAAAUUCCCUAUGGUCGAGCCAAAUGUAUUAUAUGUUUGGAUUUUUAUUUCUCGUAUUUUUAAUAUUGGUAAUAACUUGUUCAGAAACAACAAUAUUAUUGUGUUACUUUCAUCUCUGUGCUGAGGAUUAUCAUUGGUGGUGGAGAAGUUUCUUAACGAGUGGUUUUACCGCAUUUUAUUUGUUUAUUUACUGCAUUCAUUACUUUGUAACAAAGCUAAGUAUUGAAGAUGCUGCGUCCACAUUUUUAUACUUUGGUUAUACCUUAAUCAUUGUAUUCCUUUUUUUCUUACUAACCGGCACAAUUGGAUUUUUUGCAUGUUUUUGGUUUGUUCGAAAAAUCUACAGCGUUGUAAAAGUAGAUUAA